Messenger RNA from Monosiga brevicollis MX1, 1155 nucleotides. RefSeq lists its product as uncharacterized. The record is from RefSeq and is a predicted model, not a curated record. NCBI's taxonomy places the organism in Eukaryota, Choanoflagellata, Craspedida, Salpingoecidae. The transcript has a single exon. Bases 1 to 1155 code for a protein of 384 amino acids.
AUGACGACCACCACGCCAACGGCGCUGACGCCUCGCAUUGAGCAGCUCUUUAACGAGGAUCUGCCUUCGCCUUCUGCCUUUUUGCUGGGUAAAACGCCCACUCACUCCAAGUUUAGCAGUCCCACGGGGGGCAUGAUGACCGUUGCUGAGCUUGACACGCUGCUUGGGAGCGAAUUGUCCUCGGCCACGCCCUUGGAGGCGCCGGAGCCCGACAUCAGCCUGUUGGCCCCCGCUCCCACCAGCCGCCGGUCAACCCGCACCUCGACCCUCGGCACCAAUAUCUCUCAGGCGAUCCGCUCUGCCGCUGGGGCUGCAGCCGCCAACACCACCAGCAGCUCCGGCAAAAGCAACACUAGCCCGUCCACCCGGCAGCUUCGCAAGCGACGGGUCGACCCUCAGGCUUACCAGGACCACGAUUCGUCGGACGACGAUGCGGCUGCCGAGCCCACACCCAAGCGCAACCAUGCGCUGCAUUCACAACCCUCGCACGACGAUGACGACGAUGGCAGUUCUCACCGCAGUGCCAGUCGUACCAUGCACGAUAGCGAUGAUGAUCUCGGCCACGACCUGCUCAUGUCGCCAGAAGAGGAGGCUGAGCUUCGCCAACUUUUGGCCAAACGGCAGGCCGAACUCGACGAGUGCACCAAGCACAUGAAGGGCAUGACCCCGGCACAAAAGAAGCGUCUCCGCAACAAGCACGCCUCGUGCGUUUCUCGCCUCAAGAAGAAACUGUACAUUUGCAACUUGGUGCGGGAGCUCGACCGCGCCAAGGAGACGGCGGCCGCGUUUCAAGACGACAUGGAUGCUCUGCGUGCACGCGUUACGGAGCUUGAAGCAGAAAACCAGCACUUGCGCUCCGCUGCUGGUUCGGCAGAUUCUGCCGCCUCGUACGUUCAGACUGAGACCGCAGCGGAUGCCUCGGAUGCAGUCAUGGGCAGCAACAUUAGCGAACCAGCGCUCUCACCCAGCCGUCGACCCGAGGCCGCAAGCGGGGUGGUCUGCCUGUGCCACGGCGAGCCCACGAAGGAGAUGUUGUGCUGCAACGUCUGCUCCGACUGGUUCCACUACGAGUGCCUGGGCUUGUCCAAAAAGGAGCAUCACCACGCCUUUACCUGCCCGCCCUGCGUUCAAAGGAUGGACUUUUUGCGCACAUAA